AUGCAAGAAUUGGUUCGUUUGGUAUUUGUACUUCUUGUUUCACUACUGCUUUUAUUUCAAGUUGUUCAAUGUCGUAGUGUUUUUCCAGAAACAGUCGAUCGUCAUAAAAGAUCAUUAAGUAAUAUUAAUUAUAUCGAUUUAUGCAUGUUUCGAAAAAGUCGUUUAUGUAAUUAUUUACGUGCAAUCGAUAAUGAAAAAUAUGAUCGAAUAGGAGAUGAUCAAGAACUGUGGAGACGUGGCGUUAGUCAAUUCUACAGUAAUUGGUAG
Rotaria sp. Silwood1 is the source of this 267-nucleotide messenger RNA. The record is from the annotation of a GenBank genome assembly. NCBI's taxonomy places the organism in Eukaryota, Metazoa, Rotifera, Eurotatoria, Philodinida, Philodinidae.